AUGCACCCGUUUGCGUUUCCGCCCAACGCCUCCGUCUACGUGGCUCCGCAGGACGAGGCGCCGCUGUCCCGCACCGGCUUCAUCGUCCUCGCCGUCAUCAUGGCCCUUUUCACCGGUCCGGCCAUCGUCCUCAACGCUACGGUGAUCAUCGUGUCCCUCAUGCACAAGCAGCUGAGGCAGCCGCUCAACUACGCUCUGGUGAACAUGGCCGUGGCUGAUCUGGGCACAGCCAUGACCGGAGGAGUGCUGUCUGUGGUCAACAACGCUCAGGGAUACUUCUCUCUGGGCAGGACCGGCUGUGUGAUGGAGGGCUUCGCUGUGUCCCUGUUUGGCAUCACGUCUUUGUGCACCGUGGCCCUGAUCGCAGUGGAGCGGAUGUUCGUGGUGUGUAAGCCUCUGGGACAGAUAACCUUCCAGAAGAAGCACGCGGUGGGAGGCAUCGUCCUCUCCUGGCUGUGGUCCCUCACAUGGAACGUGCCCCCGCUCUUCGGGUGGGGCAGGUACGAGCUGGAGGGCGUCGGGACGUCCUGCGCGCCCGACUGGCACAGCAGAGACCCUCACAACGUCUCCUACAUCCUGGCUUAUUUCGCGGUGUGCUUUGCGGUUCCUUUUGCCCUCAUCCUGGCGUCCUAUUCGAAGCUAAUGUGGACGUUACACCAGGUCUCCAAGAUGGCCUGUGUGGAAGGUGGUGCAGUCGCGAAGGGGGAGAUGAAGGUGGCGUCCAUGGUCAUCCUCAUGGUCCUGACGUUUCUGAUCAGCUGGUUGCCGUACGCCGGCCUGGCCAUGCUCAUCGUCUACAACCCUGACGCAAAGAUUCCUCCGCUGGUCGGCACGGUUCCUGUUUACAUGGCCAAGAGCAGCACCGUGUACAAUCCCAUCAUCUACAUCUACCUCAACAAACAGUUCCGUAGAUACGCCGUGCCCUUCCUGCUCUGUGGGAAACAGCCGUGGGUGGAGGACGAGGCCUCGGAGGCAGUGACCACCAUCGAGACGACCAAAGUGGCUCCUGCUUGA
Stegastes partitus (bicolor damselfish) is the source of this 1014-nucleotide messenger RNA. RefSeq names its product parapinopsin-like. Gene Ontology annotation, molecular function: G protein-coupled receptor activity. Gene Ontology annotation, cellular component: membrane. Gene Ontology annotation, biological process: visual perception; G protein-coupled receptor signaling pathway. The transcript has 4 exons. Bases 1 to 1014 code for a protein of 337 amino acids. Lineage: Eukaryota; Metazoa; Chordata; Actinopteri; Pomacentridae. The record is from RefSeq and is a predicted model, not a curated record.